GAUCACAGUACAGUUUUCAUAGAUAAUUGGCAGAAAAUAAGGUAAGCUAUUUAUAAGAAAUUAAGGCGUUCUGCCUACCUGGCAUUCGUAGAUUGACGCAUAUUGAUAUUAACGUGCGUCAAAAUUGCAUGUAUCGACAUAUUUUCAUUUUCAAUGCACUGGUGAUGAUUCUGACGUUCAAUUGUGCAAUGUGACGUAUACAUUUGUGCAGUGUAGAUGUGAUUAAUAGUUACAAUAUUAAAAAUCAAAGUUACCCUAAUUUCAACAGUACCAUAUGGUAGUGAAUCUCGAGCAAUUGGCACCAUGAGCGCCCCAUUCUGCAGGCCCGAUAACAUUGCCUGCACGGAGGUCGCUGCCGCUAUGAGGUCAUCUCGCUUCAUCCCUGUACUGCUGGCGGCUAUACACUUCUUUAAUUUCCACAAAUAUGACGUAAGAGACCCCGAGGGUUGCGUGCCCGGCAUCGAUGAGUCUAAACUCCUUCCCGAGUAUGACUUCAUCAUAGUAGGCGGAGGUUCUGCCGGUUCCGUUGUCGCAAACAGGCUAUCCGAGAUUGCCAAUUGGAAAACUCUGGUACUGGAGGCUGGCGGCCGUGAGACGGAAGUAUCCGAUAUUCCUAUCUUAGCUGGAUACUUGCAAAAAAGCGAAUUAGAUUGGGAAUACUACACGGAACCCAAUGAGAACUAUUGUCUGGCAUUUGAAGGCGGCAGGUGCCUCUGGCCGCGUGGAAAAGUACUUGGUGGCAGCUCUGUUCUGAACUACAUGCUCUACCUGAGGGGCAACAAGAGAGACUACGACACAUGGAAAUCCUUGGGCAAUAAGGGUUGGGGGUACGAAGAUGUACUAUACUACUUCAAGAAAUCAGAAGAUAACCAAAACCCCGUCUAUUCGCAAACUCCUUAUCAUGGCACAGGGGGAUAUUUAACUGUAUCUGAGGCGCCUUUUCACACACCCUUGGCUGAAUAUUUUGUCCAAGCUGGAAAAGAAUUAGGUUACGAGAAUAGAGAUAUCAAUGGUGCAAAGCAAGCCGGGUUUAUGAUCGCUCAGGGCACGGUGCGAAACGGCAGCCGGUGCUCGACUGCCAAAGCAUUUCUAAGGCCAAUUAAAAAUCGGCCGAAUCUCCACAUCUCUUUAAACUCAUUUGUAACUAAAGUGUUAAUAGAUCCAAGAACAAAAACCGCAUUUGGUGUCGAGUUUGUUAAGAACAAUAAAAUCUAUCGUGUCAGAGCCCGGAAGGAAGUGAUAUUAUCAGCUGGAUCAAUUAAUUCAGCUCAGUUAUUAAUGUUAUCUGGCAUAGGGCCAACCGAAGAAUUAACUAAACACCGAAUACCUGUAAUACAAAAUUUAAAAGUCGGUUAUAACUUGCAAGACCACCCAGCUGCCGGAGGGCUCAAUUACUUAAUGUAUAAAGACGGACAAAAAGCUGUUAAUGUUAAUAUCGACGCGUUAUCCACCUUAGUAGAUUAUGCUGCUGAUGGAACAGGACCUAUGACAAUCCUGGGAGGAGUUGAGGGUUUAGCGUUUGUGAACACCAAAUAUGCAAACGCGAGUGAUGAUUUUCCCGAUAUUGAAUUUCAUUUUCAAACAAGAACCACAAGUACUGAUGGUGGAAAAAGGUUUAGGUCGAUCCAAGGAAUUCCGGAAGAUUUUUUUAAUGCAGUGUUUGCACCGGUCAACGAGCCGUCAUGGUCCAUCAUGCCUAUGUUGCUGAGACCAUAUAGCAGAGGCCGAAUUCAGCUAAAAAGCGCCGACCCAUAUGACCCUCCCCUUAUAUACCCCUUUUACUUCACAGAUGAAAACGAUAUGGAUAUAAAAACUCUGGUCGAAGGAGCAAAGCUCGUAUAUGCUCUGUCGAAAACAAAGGCUAUGCAGAAUUUCGAAUCAAGAUUUAAUCCUAACAUUUUUCCUGCUUGCAAAAAUAUUCCACUAUACAGUGAUGCGUUCUGGGAGUGUAUGAUCCGGCAGUUAACGGUAACGGUAUAUCACCCGGUGGGAACCGCCAAGAUGGGCCCGUACUGGGACCCUAACGCGGUAGUGGACGACGAGCUCCGGGUGUACGGGGUGAAAGGGCUGCGCGUCAUCGACGGGAGCAUCAUGCCACUGAUUGUGAGCGGUAACACCAACGCUCCCAUCAUCAUGAUCGGUGAAAAAGGCGGUGACAUGAUCAAAGAACAUUGGUUAAAGGAAAAAAAAUAUCGCUAUUAGGUUAACCUUCUGCAUCUAAGGUAAAUUUAAUGCUGUUUUUUUGUCAUUCAGUAUAAUCCUCGAGCGACUCAUAGCUCUAUGAUCUAAAUCUGAUACUAGCCACUUUACUUGGUUUGAACUUUCGUAAAUUUAUUUCGUGUGCCUAUCAGAUGUAAUUUAAAAAAAUCAUGAAAUUGUCAUAUUAUCAUAUUGUCUCAUAUACUUAACUUAAAAUAUUUUUUCAACACACUUGCUCGUAAUGUGGAAGUUAUUGAAACGCUUUUAGCCCUAUAAUCCUAGAUAUAAACACACGUGCUAUUUCAUUAUAUUAUAGCACUUGUACGUUAAUAUAUGGUAAUCCGACUGACUAAGGUAACUGAUUGCUAAUCUUAGAUUGGUCGAGUAGAUUUUACAACAAGGACUGGAGGGCGGCCAGCGGCUGGGUCGAAGGGCCGGCAGGCAGUAUGACAGAUUUAUUUAUAGAGUUUUACUAAGUAAUCAAAAUUUCAUUACUUCAUUUCUGAGAAACAUCCUAAAAAUUAUGUAUGUAUUAAAUCCUUAGUCUUUCUGGUA
This is a messenger RNA of Cydia pomonella (codling moth), 2754 nucleotides long. RefSeq names its product glucose dehydrogenase [FAD, quinone]-like. Gene Ontology annotation, molecular function: oxidoreductase activity, acting on CH-OH group of donors; flavin adenine dinucleotide binding. The transcript is spliced from 5 exons. The record is from RefSeq and is a predicted model, not a curated record. NCBI's taxonomy places the organism in Eukaryota, Metazoa, Arthropoda, Insecta, Lepidoptera, Tortricidae. Bases 304 to 2202 code for a protein of 632 amino acids.